AUGAAGGAGCUGGGGAACUGGCUAUGUGAGCUGGUUGACUUCAUGGAGCCGCCACAGCUGGUGUCUUGGUGCUGCUGCCAGGUGCUGACACCUCUCAUCGCUCCCCUGCACGCCCUGCAACUCGCUUCCCAGGCCCUAUGGAGAUUGGAGAGCCUGGAGUUUGUCCUGUGUUUUCAAGGCAUAAAAACAGGCCAGCAUUUGGUGUUCAAUGGGACCCACAGGACCUGUGAGAUCCAAGGCUGGUACCCCGUGGAGAGUGACGCUGUGCCAGUGUAUCCUCUGCUGGUGAGGCUGACACCUUCACGCUGUUUUCAAAAACCUGUCACCUUCAGCAAGUUCAACUUCUCCAAGUCCAAUGCCUUGGAGACCUGGGACACCACCUACUUCAAGUGCUGCUGCUAUGACCCACGCUUCAGCCCCUACAGCCCUGUGCUCCCCAUCAGGGACUUUGGCCACAGCUGGAGGGAUCUUGAGGACCUGGCAUUGCUGGGCAGUGCUGUGGGCAUCCCCAGCCCCGGGGAUUGUGACCUGGACACCAGGGGCUCUGACUGCCGGUCCCCCAACUCCUUCCAGCUGCAGAAGAGGAGCUACAACUUCAGGUGCGGCCCCACUGCCCACCUGCUGAUCCUCAGCCAAGUCCUCCCCGACCUGUCCUCCCGUGGCGUCCAGAACAGACCACACCCUGGCCCGUCCCUCUGGAUGCUCUGCUGUGUGUGUGACGGGGGCCCCAGGGCAGGAGGGGUGCUCUCAGCUCCAGGUCCCCCAGCUCAGGCUCCAUCCAGCCUCCCUGCUGAGCCCUUUGGCCUCCACCCCACCUGUCCCCACACCCCUGCUGUAGCUGGGACCCCUACCCCAGCCUCUCCUGCACUCCACCCUCCUCCAGCAUCUCCCUCCACGCCACAGGGGGCUUUCCUUUUUACUUUUCCCUUAAGGUAG
Messenger RNA from Equus quagga, 936 nucleotides. RefSeq names its product P2X purinoceptor 6-like. Gene Ontology annotation, molecular function: extracellularly ATP-gated monoatomic cation channel activity; purinergic nucleotide receptor activity; ATP binding. Gene Ontology annotation, biological process: monoatomic ion transport. Lineage: Eukaryota; Metazoa; Chordata; Mammalia; Perissodactyla; Equidae. Gene Ontology annotation, cellular component: nuclear inner membrane. The record is from RefSeq and is a predicted model, not a curated record.